AGUUUAGUCAUUCUUGUGAAAAACGUCUGCUGUUCAGUUUCCCAAAGUCACCAAUUUAUCACAAUAAAAGGAUAAAGGAUCCAAUUACGGCAACUCGCAAAUAGUCCACAAGACCUGGAUCGAUUCGUUGUUUUUGAAAUGUUUAGUUUUGAGGGAGAGUACAGGCGAAAACCUGUCCAAAGUUUGGGAGGCGCAUCAAAACAUAGUCAAAGAGACAUUUUUCUCCAGAGAACACAACUAGAAAGGCAAAAAAGAGAAGAUUUACGUCGACAAAACCAAAGUGCUGUUAUCAUUCAAGCUUUUUUUCGAGGUUGCCAAGCUAGAUCCCUUCAAAAGAACAUUCAACGACAAGAGUUUGAAAGAAUACAGGCCACCAAUUUCCAAAAUAUUAACUUACAACUCUUGACAUCUUUGAUCAACAAACUUAAGUUCUUCUUUGAUAAAGAGAAAGAUGCUAACAAACUUGUGUGGCUAUCACAGCUGGUGAUAAAAAAUUCACCUAGCAUAAUGAAGCAAUGCCAAACUGAGAAACCAUUCACAUUUAGCCUUGCUCAAUUCCUCAGCUUAACUCUGUGCUACAUAUCUGAUACUAUUCAUUUACCAACUGGAGAGAGCAAAGGGUCCCACUGGAGGGUCUUGGAAAUCUUCCUCAAUGCAGAGGGCUGGAGAAAAAGUGUAGGAGUUCAAACAGCUGAUAUGAUUUUGGGUUCAAUAUUUUUUUUCCUGUCUCGAAAAGGUUAUUUUACCCAGUUACGCCAGAUUGUUGAUGUUAAAAUACCACCUUUAGUUGAGCCCACCACAAAGGCACCAACCCCUCUUUCUGGUUGCCUGUUGGACUUUAUUUUUCAACCCCUAGAAUUUGCAUCGGCGACAAUGAAUAUAAAUAAUCGUAACACUGUAGUUGCAUCCUUUAGCCGAGAAUUUCUGGAACCAGCGUAUUCAGAACCAAUCACAAAUUUCAUUCUUCCGUCUUUGAGGCAGAAUAAUAACAAAAUUCCUUUGUUAUGUUUGCUUCAAAACAAUGAAGCUUGUGCAAGAAAUCCGUGGCUUCUUCAUAGCAUUCUGGUGCUGGCAGAUGGACACCCUGAACUUAAGGACGAUAGAGUGCUGUCAUUCUACGUUGCCACAGUAAGUCGUUUAAGCGGAUGUCUCCAAUUCAUGCAAACUGCUGAAGUUCACGAAGACGACGACGACUCAGACGAAGAAGAUGUACAAACUAACAUAUUUAAAGCUGCCGAACAAGAAAUAAUGACUCGUUGCUGUGAGUUACUUAAUAAUAUCAAUACGGUACAUGUAUUGGUAACAGCCCUGCAAAUCCCUGACGUUCUACCAGAUUUGUGUGUCGUUGGUCACAAUCUGUUGCUGUCUGAUCGAUUGGCGCUCCACAAGUGCAGGCUACUUUAUACGUUGGCUUUCAAACCUUGUUAUCUGCAACAGUUGUUAGGCCAUAUCAAAUCAGAAAAGCAAGUGUCGCUGUUUGGUUCAUCGGAUACGUCCUUGGUUCAACUUUUGGCGAAAGGUGUUCAUCUGGCGCAUUCGGAAAUUGACCGAAUCGUACCCGUGUUAGAUGUUUUCUGUUCACUUUUCAGUCAUCUUUUAGUAACGUUGGACGACUCCGAAUUUUACAACGAAUCGGAUCCAGUUUCUGGAGCUAUGCCGUUCAGCCUAACUGAAGUGGUCGAACUGGCUUCUAUAUUGCGUGACGUUUGCCUUGGAUUGGUGGAACUUGCUUAUCCUGAUACUCGCCCAAGCACCUCCUUCAACUUUGUCAAGACCCGUACUACUUCCACCGGUAACACACAAGAAGAUACCCGACUGUGGAUGCAUCUGUUCAAAUCUACAGUGAAUCUCGUCAGCCAGUUGCACACAAGAGAUACGCGCCGACCGUUCUGUCCUAGUUGGGUUUGGAUAACUGGAAGAAUUGCCCUGCCUUUGGAGAGGAAUGGCCAGCUGUCUUUCCGUAGGCAAGGCAGACUUCACCGUCCGUUUAGGGCUAUCCGACCAUUAACCAGGAAUGAAAUUGAAGAGGAAGGUAGUUCUAUGUUGUCAACAAGAGAGGUGCGAACCUUAGCCAUUCUGCGUGAAAUUCCGUUUGUGUUCUCGUUCACCGAUCGGGUCAAAAUGUGGCAGCAAUGGAUCCUCAAUGAUAAAAUGCAGCAACAGGGAGAGGCCAAUUUCCUUCGAGGUCCAUCCAUUCAGGUCAUGAUUCGCCGGAAUUAUAUUUAUGAGGACGCUUUCGAUAAACUUUCCCUUGAAAAUGAACCAAAUCUGCGAUUUAAGAUGAGAGUCCAGUUAACGAAUGCUGUAGGAUUGGACGAAGCCGGAGUCGAUGGUGGUGGUAUAUUUCGUGAAUUCCUGUCAGAGUUGCUGAAAACGAGCUUCGAUCCGAAUCGCGGGUUUUUCCGCUUAACACACGAUAACUUGCUCUACCCUAAUCCCGGUGUGGCUGUCCUCGUUUCGGAUUUCCCAGCCCAUUACUACUUUAUCGGUCGUAUGCUGGGAAAGGCUUUGUACGAGAAUUUGCUGGUGGAAUUGCCGAUGGCGGAUUUCUUCCUCUCCAAGAUCCUCGGUCAGGCCAGUGCUAGUUUAGACGUCCAUCAUUUGGCUUCCUUAGACCCAGUACUUCACAAGAAUCUUCUUUAUCUCCGCCAUUAUGAUGGUGAUGUCACCGAACUAGGACUCGAUUUCACCAUAGUGAGCAGCGAAUUGGGCGAAACGAGGGUGGAAGAACUGAAACCGAACGGAUCCAACAUUCCCGUCACGUCUUCAAAUCGUAUCGAAUACAUCCAUUUGGUGGCGGACUACAAACUCAACAAGCAAAUCCGUUUGCAAUGCAAUGCAUUCCGCCAGGGAUUGGCGAAUGUCAUCGAUAUCGAGUGGUUGCAAACAUUUAGCUACCGAGAGUUGCAGGUGUUGGUGUCAGGUGCAUACACACCGGUUGAUUUAGAGGACCUUAAACAACACACGCACUACACCGGUGGCUACACUUCAACGCAUCCAGUCAUCCAAGGAUUUUGGCGAGUCGUAUCCAAGUUUGACGAUUCCGGAAAGCGACACCUGCUCAAAUUUGUAACCAGUUGCUCUAGACCUCCAUUGCUUGGCUUUAAAGAAUUGGAUCCGCCUUUCUGUAUUCAAAACGCCGGUACGGACGAUCGACUCCCGACCGCAAGCACCUGCAUGAAUUUAUUGAAGUUACCCGAAUUCCACGACGAGAACGUUUUAAGAGAUAAAUUAAUCUAUGCUCUUCAAUCUGGUGCCGGAUUUGAGUUGAGUUAAAAGAUUUAAAAAGUUUUCUGAAUGGACGAAAUGGUCAGUUUUUGUCCUUUUUUUUCCUUUUUUAACAUAAAAAAAAAUGUAUAAUUUAGUGAGACUUUUCUUGUUCCAUAAAUAUAUGAAACGCUUACGUACUAA
Daphnia pulex (common water flea) is the source of this 3411-nucleotide messenger RNA. Its product is annotated as ubiquitin-protein ligase E3C-like. Gene Ontology annotation, biological process: ubiquitin-dependent protein catabolic process; protein polyubiquitination. The record is from RefSeq and is a predicted model, not a curated record. Lineage: Eukaryota; Metazoa; Arthropoda; Branchiopoda; Diplostraca; Daphniidae. Gene Ontology annotation, molecular function: ubiquitin protein ligase activity; protein binding. The transcript is spliced from 14 exons. The coding region runs from base 139 to 3276 and encodes 1045 amino acids.